Messenger RNA from Vicugna pacos (alpaca), 2118 nucleotides. RefSeq names its product solute carrier family 27 member 2 (gene SLC27A2). The record is from RefSeq and is a predicted model, not a curated record. Gene Ontology annotation, cellular component: endoplasmic reticulum membrane; plasma membrane; peroxisomal membrane. Gene Ontology annotation, molecular function: long-chain fatty acid transmembrane transporter activity; long-chain fatty acid-CoA ligase activity. Gene Ontology annotation, biological process: long-chain fatty acid import into cell; long-chain fatty acid metabolic process; bile acid metabolic process. Lineage: Eukaryota; Metazoa; Chordata; Mammalia; Artiodactyla; Camelidae.
GCCGUUGCUGAUGAACCUCUGCUGCCCCUACUUCUUCCAGGAUCUGAACUACUUCCUGCGGCUGGCCGGGGUGGCCCGGCAGGUGCGCCGCCACGGGCAGCGCCGGCCGGUGCGCACCAUCCUCAGUGCCUUCCAGGACAAAGCGCGCCAGAUCCCGCACAAGCCUUUCGUGCUCUUCCGCGAUGAGACGCUCACCUACGCGCAGGUGGACCGGCGCAGCAACCAAGUGGCGCGGGCGCUGCGCGACCACCUCGGCCUCCGGCAGGGAGAUUGCGUGGCGAUCUUCAUGGGCAAUGAGCCGGCUUACGUGUGGCUGUGGCUGGGGCUGGUCAAGCUGGGCUGUGCCAUGGCGUGCCUCAACCACAACAUCCGCGCAAAGUCCCUGUUGCACUGCUUCCAGUGCUGCGGGGCGAAGGUGCUACUGGCCUCGCCAGAACUACAAGAGGCUGUUGAAGAGGUGUUGCCAAGCCUGAAAAAAGAUGACGUGGCCGUCUAUUAUAUGAGCAGGAGUUCUAACACAGAUGGGGUCGACUCUUUCCUAGACAAAGUGGAUGAGAUGUCAGCUGAACCUACCCCAGAGUCCUGGAGGUCUGAAGUUACCUUUUCCACUCCUGCCUUAUACAUUUAUACUUCUGGAACCACAGGUCUCCCAAAAGCUGCAGUGAUCAAUCAUCAACGCAUAUGGUAUGGAACCCGCCUUGCUGUUUUCACCGGGAUUAAGGAGGAUGAUGUAAUGUAUACCACCCUACCCCUGUACCACAGUGCUGCGCUUAUGAUUGGCUUACAUGGAUGUAUCCUAGCUGGUGCUACUUUUGUUUUACGGAGCAAAUUUUCAGCCAGCCAGUUUUGGGAUGAUUGCAGAAAAUACAAUGUCACUAUCAUUCAGUAUAUUGGUGAACUGCUUCGGUAUUUAUGCAAUACUCCUGAGAGACCAAACGAUCGUGACCAUAAAGUGAGAGCGGCAUUGGGGAAUGGCUUGCGAGGAGAUGUGUGGAGAGAAUUCAUCAAGAGGUUUGGAGACAUCUAUGUGUAUGAGUUCUAUGCUUCCACUGAAGGCAAUAUCGGAUUUAUAAAUUACACGAGAAAAAUUGGUGCUAUUGGAAGAUUAAACUACCUUCAGAGAAAAAUCAUAACGUAUGAGCUAAUUAAAUAUGAUGUGGAGAAAGAUGAGCCCGUCCGAGAUGGAAAUGGAUAUUGUAUCAAAGUUCCAAAAGGGGAAGCCGGACUCCUGGUCUGCAAAAUCACACAACUUACACCAUUUGCUGGCUAUGCUGGAGGAAAGACUCAGACGGAGAAGAAAAAACUGAGAGAUGUCUUUGAGAAAGGAGACCUCUAUUUCAACACUGGAGACCUCUUAAUAAUUGACCAUGAAAAUUUUGUCUACUUCCAUGACAGAGUUGGAGAUACAUUCCGGUGGAAAGGGGAAAAUGUGGCCACCACUGAAGUCGCUGACAUAGUAGGACUGGUUGAUUUUGUGGAAGAAGUGAAUGUUUAUGGAGUGUCAGUGCCAGGUCACGAGGGUCGAAUUGGCAUGGCCUCGAUCAAGAUGAAGGAAGGUCAUGAAUUUGAUGGAAGGAAACUCUUUAAGCAUGUGGCUGAUUACCUGCCCAGUUAUGCAAGACCCCGGUUUCUAAGAAUACAGGACGCCAUUGAGAUCACUGGAACUUUUAAACACCGAAAAGUGACCCUCGUAGAGGAGGGAUUUAACCCUGCCGUUAUCAAAGAUGCCUUGUAUUUCUUGGAUGACAAAGCAGAAAUGUAUGUGCCUAUGACUGAGGACAUUUACAAUGCCAUAAAUAAUAAAACUCUGAAACUCUAAAUAUCCCCAGGAGGAUAACUUAUAAUGUAUUUCCAGAAAGAAACUGAAUGGAUCUAGUAACCGCCACUUGAUAUAAUCCAACUUUAAUCUGAUUGAAGAUUGUGAGGUGUAGGUUUUUUAUGCAUACCAGUAAGGGAGACUUUAAAAAAUGACACCUGAAUCUUUGCAAGUGAAAAAGAUGUAGAGAUAAUUAUUUUUCAGUUUGUACCUACUGUUUGUAUUUGCAAACUAAGCUUGUUUGGGGAAGGACGUUAUGUUUUUAAAUAUGAAAUAAAAUAGAUGAACACCAGCAUAUGAGA